Dibothriocephalus latus is the source of this 426-nucleotide messenger RNA. NCBI's taxonomy places the organism in Eukaryota, Metazoa, Platyhelminthes, Cestoda, Diphyllobothriidea, Diphyllobothriidae. The record is from the annotation of a GenBank genome assembly.
GGCAAUUGUGUUUUCGCCAGCGGCUCACCCUUUGGCAAGGUCACCGUAAACGUGGGUGGCUCCCAGAAGACCUUCCAGCCUGGUCAAUGCAACAAUUCCUACAUCUUCCCAGGAGUCGGUCUGGCCAUUACGGCUUGCAAGCUGCGACCGAUUGCUGAUGAGGCAUUCGCGGUUGCUGCUGAGGUGAGAAGUUUCCCCUUUCUAUCUCUCGCCUUUUUGUUUGUCAUUGCUAUUCCGCCAGAAAGCAUCGUUGACUUAACUGUGAGGGUGAUCACGCGAAGGCUCUUUUUCUUUAUGGAAACUGAAAGAAGCGAGGUCUUUAUGUCCUGUCUGCUAAAUGACCUGAUAUAUUUGGCUCCCUUCCACAUCCCUUUCUUCUCCCCCCCCUUUGCUCGUUUAACUCUCAGAGCGCUGCACUCAGAUUAG